CGGAGCAGAGCCCCGGGGAACAUGAGCAGCAACAGCCUCAGCAGCAGCGAUGGCAGCUCGCGCGCGGGGUCCGCCUGCUCCCGGCUCAUUGACGUGACCAGCAACGCGGCGCUGCUGCUCACCCCCUGCGCCGCGGCUGCAGCGCCCCCCGCCGCUGAGGUCCAAGAUCAACUCACCAUGAUGAAGAGACAAGUGGAAGAGAGAGCGAAUUUAACUGCUAUCUGUAGUGUUGGAAGAAACAAAGGAAGAACAGAGGCACAAAAGGGAGCUUAUGAUCACAUUCUUCUGGAUAUACCUGUCACUCGAGAACAGACAAAUCACUAUCGGGCUGUGGCUGAAACUGCCCGUAGUGAACUUGCAGCACUUCUGGUAAAGUAUGAAUAUGCCCAGUCAGAGCUUCUAGAUCUCAGAUCCAAAAUAGUCUCUAAAGAAGUCUCAUUGCAAGAGCUGAAGUCUGAAGUGGAAAGCUACAAGGAAAACAAUGCUAGACAAUCCUCUCUACUCCUCUCUUUGCAAAAUCGAGUUCAGGAGGUGGAGGAGGAAUCAGAUGUGCUUGCCACUUCCAAAAAACAGACAGACCUAACAGCACAUGUUUUGCUCCAGGAGAAUUGGGAGUUGAAGGAGAAGAUCCAUAACCAAGAAGCCAAACUGAACAAAUAUUUGAAUGAGUGUGAAGAAAGCAAGAAUCAAGCUUCUAAGAUCAGCUGGAAGCAUGGUGAAUUCUUAGCACAGCUUUCUGGAUUCCUGGACGUAGACAUCAGAGGAAAAGAGGAACCACACAAACAUUUAAUUUCAAAGGUCAAUCAGAUGCAUAAAGAAAAUACAAUGCUAAAAGGGCAGAUUGCUACUCUUGCAGAGGCUAUCAAUGUUCAUGAGAUAGAGUCAAAAGCUAGCAGAGAAACCAUCAUGAGGCUUGUUUCGGAAGUCAGCAAAGAGCAGAAAAAGGCCGUAGCCUACUCCCAAGACACGGACAAGCUUAGCAAGGAUCUGGACAGUGCUUUAACAGCCAAACAGAGUCUAGAGAAGGAGAUCAGAAGCCUCCAAGAUAGGCUGGCUGCUAGCCAGAGGGCUUGGGAAGCCUCAAAGCAGGAACUGCACCACCUGAAGAGAUGUUCCAGUGAGAUGGAUGGGAGUCUGAAAAGCAGCAUAGACGAGGCCAGGACUGCUCAGAGCCUGCUGAGUGCUUUUAAAGAGCAAGUUGCUACCCUUCUUAGCAACAGUUCUGUAACAGUUAAACCCUCUGAGGAGGCUAUCAUGGAGCGAGUUCGAGAACUUGGCCACAGGGAAGAGAGCAAAAAGAUAAUGGUGUCCCAGCUUGAAGCCCAAAUAGCUAAACUGACUGAGCAGCUGGAGAAUCAGACCAGAUUGCACCAGGAGGCUCUGCAAAAGGCCAGGAAAGCAGAAAAACAAUUUGAGACACUCCAGGAUCAAUUGAUGCGUCUGGAUGGGGAGUUGGUGUCUGGAGAUGUGAUGCGAGAUGAUUUGAAGCUUGAGAAACAAAAAUAUCUUAAAUUUCUGGAACAACUUUCGGAUAAAAUGAAGCUGGACAGCGUUGCAGCUGAGAUUGGGCUCGAUAUGAGUCUGGAUGCGAUUCUGGCCCGUGCAGAGCAGUUGGUCAAACUGGAAAGUGAUGCAGUGAUUGAAAACAAGACUAUGGCACACAACCUACAAAGGAAGUUGAAAGCUCAGAAAGAAAAGCUUGAGAGCAAAGAGCUGCAUAUGAACCUUCUGCGGCAGAAAAUAUCCCAGCUGGAAGAGGAAAAGCAAGUGCGAACAGCCCUGGCUGUGGAGAGAGAUGAGGCCAACCUCACCAUCAGAAAGUUACAGAAGAAGGUGGAGAGGUUACAGAAGGAGCUGGGCCUGGCAAGAGACUCGAACACUGAUCUCAAAGCCAAACUGUCUGACACCAAUGAACUGAAAGUCAAAACUCUAGAACAGGCUAGAACCAUUGAGGAACUAAACAAGUCUCAAGGCAAGCUGGAAAAGAUGAAGGAGAAGGCUGAGAAGCAGCUGAUCUGUGUCAAAUCAGAACUACAGUUUACGGAGCAUGAAGCUAAGGAGGAUAAAGAAAGGGCCAGGAGUAUGCUAGAAGCAGUUACCAGUGAACUGAAGGCGCUUAAAACAACCCUGGCAGAGGUAUCAAAAAGAGAAAGGCAGCUGGCAGAGUUCCGUGAGGUGGUCUCGCAUAUGCUGGGCCUUAGUGUUACCAGCCUUGCACUCCCUGACUAUGAAAUCAUCACACGUCUCGAGGGGUUGAUCCAUUCUCAUCAGCACCAUUUUGUUCCCUGUGUCUGCCUCAAAGAUGUGGCAGUGAGGCAAGAUGGACACUCGCAAAGCCACUUACAGCUUCUUCACUGAACAGUGCCUCUUUGAGAGACAGCCGGACAGAACUCAGCUGGCUCUUAUGCUGAUGUUCAUUUUCAACACUGAGUCCUGAGGGGAUUGUGGGUGAUUUGAGCAAAUAUUCCUAUAACCAUCUCUCUCUAAAUGUACAUAUGGAGUGAAAUCAUGGCCCCAUUAAAGUCAAGAGAAGGUUAGCAAUUGCCUUCAGUAGAGCUAGGAUUUCACCCACUGUACCGGCAGUGAAACAAAAUACAGAAAAGGAUCCAACCUAAAUUUUAAUUUCUUGCACUCUAGACACAGAAGUAUUUUUAAUAAGCAAUAUUUUUAAUACAGCUAAUAGGUGUCUGUUUCCCUGUCCAGGAACAAACAUAUGUAAUUCCUCCUACUCUUAAUGACAGUUAACUGUACAAUUUCACAUAGGUUGAUAAGAGGCAAGCCAUAUCACCCCCAAUAUAAAGCUUGUAUGUAAUCAAGGUCUAUGUGGGCUAUAGACCCGCCUCUGCUGCAUGGUUCAUACGACAGCCAGAUUGUGAAAGUUCUGUUGGGCAGAUAAGAGAGGUAGCUAUUCAGUUACAUCCCCCAACCAACACAUACUUCGCUCUCAUAAUUGUUAGCCCCUAUGCGCCCACUGUAGUUGAGCUUUAGCAGCUUAAUUGGGUGGUGGAAAGCCAGAGGAUAUGAAGUUAGGAAGCAGCAUGCUCUCCCCUUAGGGCAGUGUAAGUUGUGAUGCAACACACAUUGUAAUUCCAACAAGUUCCCUUUUGCAUAAUUAACAUACUGUAGAGGGAUUAGGUAGGAGCAUGUGGAUGGCACAAAACUAGCCAAUAUCCAUGCAGUAGUAUGGGAGCCCUGGAAUGGCCAAGAUCGACUCACAAUUAUGCAAUGUUCUUUCUAAUGGAUCUUGACUGCUACAAAAAUCAAGGAGGGGAACAGACCCUCUGGCCUUUUAGUUUUUCCUUCAGCUAAGAAUGAUGCAGUGGAAUUGAGGUUGCCCAGCUGCCACUUUCAAAAUCAGAGCUCCCCUUCUGUGCAUUUUUAUUCAUGAAGGGGUUUUAGUUUGGAUAAAUUUGAUUGUAUUUGUAUGCCAUAAAAGCACCACAUUUUUGGCAUGAAGAACUCAAUUCUUCCAGUAAUCUUCCUUUACUACUCAGUUGCCAAAACAAAGGUCUAAAGUUAUUUUCUGUCUCUUCAAUAUUAAUCUCUUCACACACUGUCCUGUCAUUUAAAUAUCACAGAUAUUUUUGAUGGGAUCAUGUCUUAUCUUUACUUCCUGAAAAGAAAAUCUGAUGAUGUCUUUUGUAGAGCAGCAGAAAUCUUUUCUUAGCUGUUGUAUUUGUCUGGCUGUUGCUUUUUAAGCAGUUCAAGUUGUAGCUCUACUUAAUUAAAAUUAAUUAAAAAUAUUCUGAUUCAAUGAAUCAAAAAGUUUAAUGACAAGAAGAAACUUCAUUUAAAAAAAUAAAAAAAGGACUAGGUCAACAUAUUGCUUCACUGUUGUCCAGAAAUGGCUUUUAAUUUGAAGAACUGAUUUUUAGUAGUGUCCCUUCAAGGUUUUAUAUAAUUACAUCAUUUAAA
Terrapene triunguis (Three-toed box turtle) is the source of this 3915-nucleotide messenger RNA. RefSeq names its product coiled-coil domain containing 170 (gene CCDC170). Lineage: Eukaryota; Metazoa; Chordata; Testudines; Emydidae. The record is from RefSeq and is a predicted model, not a curated record. The coding region runs from base 22 to 2358 and encodes 778 amino acids. The transcript is spliced from 13 exons.